Coprinopsis cinerea okayama7#130 is the source of this 3888-nucleotide messenger RNA. RefSeq lists its product as hypothetical. The transcript is spliced from 3 exons. Gene Ontology annotation, molecular function: protein binding. The coding region runs from base 1 to 3888 and encodes 1295 amino acids. The record is from RefSeq and is a predicted model, not a curated record. Lineage: Eukaryota; Fungi; Basidiomycota; Agaricomycetes; Agaricales; Psathyrellaceae.
AUGAUGGGUCAUGAGGGGGAACACUACCCUGAAAUUGUCACAUUCUCUCUCAACCUUCUUCAUGAAUAUCGACAGUCAAUCGACAAAUCCAACCUCGACACCGCCAUCACUGUUGCGAAUGAAGCCCUUGCGUCGCAUCAUGGCGUGAUCAAUCAUCGAGCCCAGCUGUCGCUUCGUGCUGGAAACGCAUUGGUGUUGAGGUACUUGUCCUGUGGCGACGAGAAAGACUUUUCGUUGGCUAGGGCGUUAUUUCACGACGCCAAGGAAGCGUGCGGAACAGGGGAUCCCAUGCUCUUUAUUGCCCUUGUUGACCUGCGGCACGUUGGGUUUGUCAACUUCCUGGAAAGUGGGAUGCUACAAGGGAUGAGUGGGCUUCAAGAAAUGGCACAGUAUGGUCAAGCGGCUCAGGCCGAAGAUCAAAAAGGGCAAGAAGCGUACAUUCUGGGAUCAGAGUUGAUGCAAGGAGACAAACUCGCGAUCGAUGAAGCCAUCCUGCAAUUUCGUCGCUCGCUUUCCCUCCGGCCUCCACAGCACCCAAGGCGACACGACACUCUUGCGCAUUGUGCCCUUGCGUUGGGCAACCGAUUUGGCUGCACUGGUCAGAUCAAAGAUCUGGAGGAGAGUAUCAGUCUUCAUAAAGAGGCACUAUCUCUCCGUCCUCAUGGCCAUCCCGACCGUGCCGUCUCGCUCAACAACCUGGCGAAUGCCCUCUCCACUCGCUUCGACAACAAAGGCAACUUCCUCGACCUGGACGAGUGCAUUGCCCUCCACAGGGAAGCUCUCGAUCUCCGCCCUCAUGGCCAUCCUCACCGUGCCGGCUCGCUCAACAACCUGGCGAAUGCCCUCUCCACUCGCUUCGACAACAAAGGCGACUUCCGCGACCUGGACGAGUGCAUUGCCCUCCACAGGGAAGCGCUCGAUCUCCACCCUCAUGGCCAUCCCGACCGUGCCAGCUCGCUCAACAACCUGGCAGUCGCCCUUUCCACUCGCUUCGGGAACAAAGGCGACUUCCGGGACCUGGACGAGUGCAUUGCCCUCCACAGGGAAGCGCUCGAUCUCCACCCUCAUGGCCAUCCCGACCGUGCCAGCUCGCUCAACAACCUGGCGGGCGCCCUCUCCACUCGCUUCGACAACAAAGGCGACUUCCGCGACCUGGACGAGUGCAUUGCCCUCCACAGGGAAGCGCUCGAUCUCCACCCUCAUGGCCAUCCCGACCGCGACUUCCGGGACCUGGAUGAGUGCAUUGCCCUCCACAGGGAAGCUCUCGAUCUCCACCCGCAUGGCCAUCCCCACCGUGCCGGCUCGCUCAACAACCUGGCGAAUGCCCUCUCCACUUGCUUCGACAGCAAAGGCGACUUCCGCGACCUGGACAAGUGCAUUGCCCUCCACAGGGAAGCUCUCGAUCUCCGCCCUCAUGGCCAUCCCGACCGUGCCAGCUCGCUCAACAACCUGGCAGUCGCCCUCUCCACUCGCUUCGGGAACAAAGGCGACUUCCGCGACCUGGACGAGUGCAUUGCCCUCCACAGGGAAGCUCUCGAUCUCCGCCCUCAUGGCCAUCCUCACCGUGCCGGCUCGCUCAACAACCUGGCGAAUGCCCUCUCCACUCGCUUCGACAACAAAGGCGACUUCCGCGACCUGGACGAGUGCAUUGCCCUCCACAGGGAAGCUCUCGAUCUCCGCCCUCAUGGCCAUCCCGACCGCGCCAGCUCGCUCAACAACCUGGCGGGCGCCCUCUCCACUCGCUUCGACAACAAAGGCGACUUCCGGGACCUGGACGAGUGCAUUGCCCUCCACAGGGAAGCGUUAUCUCUCUUUUCUCGAGGCAAUCCCCACCGUGCCGGCUCGCUCAACAACCUGGCGGUCGCCCUCUCCACUCGCUUCAGGAACAAAGGCGACUUCCGGGACCUGGACGAGUGCAUUGCCCUCCACAGGGAAGCGUUAUCUCUCUUUUCUCGAGGCAAUCCCCACCGUGCCGGCUCGCUCAACAACCUGGCAGUCGCCCUCUCCACUCGCUUCAGGAACAAAGGCGACUUCCGGGACCUGGACGAGUGCAUUGCCCUCCACAGGGAAGUGCUCGAUCUCCACCCUCAUGGCCAUCCCGAUCGCGCCAGCUCGCUCAACAACCUGGCCAACGCACUCUUCGCCCGCUUCGGGAAGACACACGACUUCCCGGACCUCGAGGAGUGCAUUCGGCAUCGACGGGAACACUUGGAAAUUUCUUUCCUAUCUCCCGAAGACCAACAGAGUGACAACUGUGCCUUGGGAAAUCACACUGAAGGCCUGAAAGCAAUCGUGAGCCUUGUGCAGUCUCUCAGGGAAAAUUACAAGCACCUUGGCGACAACGAUACGCUGCAAGAGAUUUUCGCACUUUUAGAAACUGGAGUUCGAUGCCACGGUGCAUCCCCCUUGGUCAGACUAGACCAUGCCAGGCUUUGGGCGUCCAUUUGUCGUGAAUUCCAUCGUCCCCGCACCGCACUAGACGCUUAUCGUCAUGGCAUAUCUUCACUUCCCGUCCUAGCCUCCCUCGACCUCACGCUCGAACAACGCCAGAAUGUUCUCGUCUACGCCAAGGAUUUAUCAAAGGAUGCGGUUCAGUGUGCGAUCGAGCAAAAUGAACUCGAUACAGCGCUUGUAUUUCUCUCCACCGCUCGGUCUGUAUUUUGGUCCCAAGCCCUCCAAUUCCGUGGUUCACUCGAUCGCCUCAACGCUGUUCAUCCCGACCUUGCAUCGGAACUCCGAACGGUUACUCGCCAGCUGCAGUUCGCGACCGAACAACAACCACAAACUCGCACAAUACCGUCUGGAAGUACCCAGCCACUCCGUCCGUACCUUCUUUCCCAACAAAGGGAAGAAAUCAUCGCAAAGAUCCGAGACAUGGAAGGUUUCCAUGAUUUCCUGCUUCCCCCGUCGCCCGAUAUCCUCAAGACCGCAGCAAGCAAAGGAACGAUUGUCUUUCUGAAUGCCAGUAAUUUCGGUUGCCAUGCUCUCAUUCUCAAGGAGGACGGGACCCUUCACCGCCUUGCCUUGUUCGCAGAUAUUGUCCUAUUGACUUGCCUGGUAGCUGCCAUUCGCCAGUUGGCCAGGGGACGAGAAAUCGGUCUUCAGGUGCGACGUGAAAUGCGUGAUUAUUUGGUGGGGAGAGACCUUCGUUUGAAAGCAUUCUUCAAAAGGGAGGAUCCUCACUUGACCGUCGACGACGAUUUUAAGGUUGUUCUUCGUGUUCUGUGGGAUAGGGUAGGCCAACCAGUUGUCCAGGCUCUCCGGCUGGAGAAGACGAACACCCCUCGUAGAAUCUGGUGGUGUCCAACCGGCCCUUUCACGUUCCUUCCCAUCCAUGCUGCCGGGAAUUAUACUCCCUCUCCUUUAGAAUCCGAGUGCUUAUCCGACUAUAUCGUAUCGUCUUAUUGCUCGACUCCCCAGGACCUCAUCACCCCACAACCAGUGCCUAAUCCCGAUUUCAAGAUGCUUGUCGUUAUUGAACCCGACCGACCCGAACCCGGUGUAUCAAGCCUCCCAUCGACCAGGCAAGAACUAGAGAAGAUCAAAUUACACAUCCCCGAAAAUGACCGUCUGAUUACCCGCGCUGGGCCAAAGUCGAGCUCUGGAAAGUCUAUUUUGGACGACAUCAACACUGCAUCCAUCGUCCAUUUUGGCUGCCAUGGGAUGCAAGACCCAUCGAAUCCACUUGACAGCUACCUGCUACUCAGUGACAGGCGCUUAACGAUGUCGUCGCUCAUUCGGGAUUGUCAGACCUCGACGGCAGCCCUUGCCUACCUCAGUGCUUGCGAGACAGCCAUGGGUGAUGACCAACGACCGGAUGAGUCUCUCACUCUGGCUGCCACGAUGCAGUUUGCGGGUUUCCGCAGCGUGGUUGCGACGAUGUGGUGA